Messenger RNA from Cynoglossus semilaevis (tongue sole), 1861 nucleotides. Its product is annotated as gamma-aminobutyric acid receptor subunit beta-3-like. Gene Ontology annotation, molecular function: GABA-A receptor activity; extracellular ligand-gated monoatomic ion channel activity. Bases 66 to 1394 code for a protein of 442 amino acids. Gene Ontology annotation, biological process: monoatomic ion transmembrane transport. Lineage: Eukaryota; Metazoa; Chordata; Actinopteri; Pleuronectiformes; Cynoglossidae. Gene Ontology annotation, cellular component: membrane. The record is from RefSeq and is a predicted model, not a curated record. The transcript has 8 exons.
AUCAUUUCCUCCUCUUCCUCCUCCUCCUCCUGCGUCUCCUCCUCAGCAUCAGUGGACCAGGGAACAUGUCCUUUGUCAAAGUGACCGUGGACGGACUGCUGAAAGGCUACGACAUCCGUCUGCGGCCGGACUUUGGAGGUCCACCUGUGUCUGUGGGGAUGAGUGUGGACGUGGCCAGUAUAGACAUGGUGUCAGAGGUCAACAUGGACUACACUCUGACCAUGUACUUCCAACAGUACUGGAGAGAUAAACGGUUAUCGUACACAGGUAUCCCUCUGAACUUGACCCUGGACAACAGAGUAGCAGACCACCUCUGGGUUCCUGAUACUUACUUUCUGAAUGACAAGAAGUCCUUCGUUCACGGAGUCACCGUCAAGAACCGAAUGAUCCGACUGCAUCCAGAUGGAACCGUUCUCUACGGUCUGAGGAUCACAACCACAGCAGCUUGCAUGAUGGACCUGAGGAGGUAUCCUCUGGACGAGCAGAACUGCACCCUGGAAAUUGAGAGCUACGGUUACACCACAGACGACAUCCAGUUUUACUGGAAGGGUGGCGACUCGGCAGUGAGUGGCAUCACACGCAUUGAACUUCCUCAGUUUUCCAUCGUGGACUACAAGCUGGUCUCCAGGAACGUGGUUUUCUCCACCGGAGCUUAUCCUCGACUGUCUUUGAGCUUCAGACUGAAGAGGAACAUCGGAUACUUCAUACUCCAAACUUACAUGCCCUCCAUCCUGAUCACCAUCCUGUCCUGGGUCUCCUUCUGGAUCAACUACGACGCCUCAGCUGCCAGAGUGGCUUUAGGCAUCACCACGGUGCUGACCAUGACCACCAUCAACACCCACCUGAGGGAAACUCUCCCUAAGAUUCCCUACGUCAAGGCCAUCGACAUGUACCUGAUGGGCUGCUUCAUCUUCGUCUUCCUGGCUCUGCUGGAGUACGCCUUCGUCAACUACAUUUUCUUUGGUCGCGGUCCUCGGAAUCAGAAGCUGUGGGAGCGGGGUCAAAAGGUCAAGGAGGAACGCCACAUCAGCCACGUAAAGUCCAAAGUUGACUCCAAGGGGAACAUCCUGCUGACCACUUUAGAGAUUCACAACGAGGUCGGAGGUCAUGAGAUCAGGACGAGCCUCAGUGAGACCCAGUUCCCCUCGUCCAUGAACCUGGACGCCGAUGGUUUGCAGUACAGGAAGUCCAGUUUGGCCCAGGACACAGGUCGACUCAGUCUGGACCAGAACACCGAUCCCAGACAGAACUCCCUGAGAAGACCGUCUUCACAGCUCCGCUUUAAAAUCCCAGAGCUGACCAACGUGAACACUGUGGACAGGUGCUCCCGGGUCAUUUUCCCAUCGACCUUCUGCCUCUUCAAUCUCAUCUACUGGCUUUACUACGUCAACUGAUUAUAAUCCAUUCUACUGUAUGUAGUCAUUAAUUCAUCAAUUGAUCCAGAUUAUAAUCGUUCAUCCACUGUUUUUCCUUCAUCAAUAAAUCCAAAUUAUAAAUGCCCAUCUUUAUUAUAAUAAUGAAUGGAUUUGACACCAACACCAGUUUAGUUCUGGAUAAUCCUAAUCCUCUUGUUACCUCGUUGAGAACUCAAACUUCACAUCCUUCAAUGUCUGGACGAAUGCCUGUCAACUGAUGGCUGAAUGUUUCUUAUGUCAUGUGUUGAACUGCUUGUUGUGUUCACUCUAAAUGUUAUCACUGUUUAAUCUAAAUUCUUCUUCUGGACUCCAUCUUCUGAACGCCAUCAUCAUACAUUAAAGGGUAGUAUUAAUCAGAAUAAGAAAACAUUUGUCUCUGUGCAUUAAAAUCACUGAUUUUCUCUAUGGCCUUUGGUCUGAGCUAAAAUCACUGAUUUUCUCCAUGG